AUGGGAAAGAUCACCUUCUAUGAGGACAGAAACUUCCAGGGGCGCUCCUAUGAGUGCACUGGGGAGUGCUCCGACCUCCACUCCCACUUCAGACGCUGCAACUCCAUCAGAGUGGACAGCGGGGACUGGAUGGUCUACGAAAGACCCGGCUUCUCCGGUUACCAAUACUUCCUGAGGAAGGGGGAAUAUCCAGACUACCAGAAAUGGAUGGGCUUCAACGACUGUUUGCGAUCCUGUCGCAUGAUUCCAAAGCUUCAAGGUUCCCACAAAAUGUUGCUCUACGAACGUCCGGAGUUCCGCGGGCAGAUGAUGGAACUGGCGGAGGACCGCGCCUCGCUUCAGGAGCGAGUGCACUUCCACGACAUUUACUCCUGCAACGUGCUGGACGGCAACUGGAUCUUCUAUGAGCACCCCAACUACAGAGGGCGCCAGUACCUGGUGCGCCCCGGGGAGUACAAGAGGUUUAAUGACUGGGGCAGCAUGAGUCCACGGGUUGGCUCCAUCCGUCGCAUCACCAUGUAG
Messenger RNA from Synchiropus splendidus (mandarinfish), 522 nucleotides. Its product is annotated as gamma-crystallin 2-like. Lineage: Eukaryota; Metazoa; Chordata; Actinopteri; Syngnathiformes; Callionymidae. The record is from RefSeq and is a predicted model, not a curated record. The transcript has 3 exons. Gene Ontology annotation, biological process: visual perception; lens development in camera-type eye. Gene Ontology annotation, molecular function: structural constituent of eye lens. The coding region runs from base 1 to 522 and encodes 173 amino acids.